GGGCUGUGGGGGCUGUGAAUGCUGCUGGACCUGGUGGGAUUCGGGGCUGAUCCGCAAAGGAACUCCCCCAUCCCAAGAUGAAGCUGCUCUUUGUUGGGCUGGCCCUUGUCCUGUGCAUUGGAGUGGUUGAAGCUCUUCAGUGCAAGGUCUGCAAAUACAAAAUCCCCUACGUUGGGUGCUUCCAUGGGGCCAACGAGACCACCUGCGAGCGGAGGGAGAGAUGUGCCAUCAUCAAAACCUCCCUCGGGAAGGUGACCCUCUAUUACCAACAAGGCUGCACCUCUGCCCUGAACUGUGGCAGGGAGAGGGCAUCAGACGCGGAAUCCCGUUUGACAUCCCGGUAUUCCUGCUGCGAGACCGACCUGUGCAACGAGAAGUGGGAUGAUGACCCCACAGAUUAAUCCCCAUGGGGUCAGGAUGGGGUCCACCAACGUGGUCCAGCCCUUUCCAUGCCCAAUGGGGUCCAACAGCAUGGCCCAACCCUUUCCGUGCUGCGAGUCCUGCACCAAACUUUGACUAUUUUGCCCUAAAUCAGGAUGUUUGGACCCAACCUGCCUGCAGGGCUCCCCUGUGUGCCUGGCCUGAUUCUGUUCCAGCCCUUGCAAUAAACCAGCUGUCAAUCACAGGCCCUGUGAAA
Gallus gallus (chicken) is the source of this 637-nucleotide messenger RNA. It is a transcript of the gene HEP21, whose product is annotated as secreted LY6/PLAUR domain containing 1. Lineage: Eukaryota; Metazoa; Chordata; Aves; Galliformes; Phasianidae. The record is from RefSeq and is marked provisional.